Molecule: messenger RNA, 1098 nt
Organism: Lindgomyces ingoldianus
Lineage: Eukaryota; Fungi; Ascomycota; Dothideomycetes; Pleosporales; Lindgomycetaceae
Exons: 3
Coding region: 136-762 (208 amino acids)
Source: RefSeq, a predicted model, not a curated record
GUUAUUGUCCGGAUAUAAAGUCAUGGGCCCUCCCUCUUACAGGUUUCUCUAUCCAUUCAUAUCCAGGCUCAUCGCAGACACUUCUCCCAGGUUUCCUCCUUAUAAACCAUCAUUACUCUCUCUCUAUCUCUCUCCAUGUUUCUAUUCAUUUGUCUCUUUUUGGCCUUUGUUGCAACAGCAUGUACUGCAGGCCGUGCUUGCAAACCCUUCCCUCCGUCAAUGCUGGAAUUCUCGGCUCAAUUCGAGCAACCGAAGCCACCAUUGGUCAAUCCUGAGUUCAAGACCAACUUCAUUCAGCACAAAUGGAACGAGAAUGUCUCUCACAUUACUGCGGGGUUCAUCUACAACUCGCCGUCUCAAGGGCUCGUCCGUGUGGACCAUGCAUAUGAGGGUGGGCUUGCAUCCUCGUCCUUUAACUAUUCCAAUGUCACCGACGCGGGCUUGGUAGACAACACCGUCACCACCUUCCUCGGCAGCUCGGAGAAAACGGAAGUUUGGAGGGGAUACGUUAACUCUAACUUCCCUCUAUUCUUAGAGAGCAUCCUAGUCGAAUCCGGAGCUAUCUUUACAGGUCUUGCUAAAAGGGAUCUAGUCACUGAAUGGACAGCAUCUUGGAGCAUCAUGUAUCAAGGCGUCAUCCCCGUGACGGUUUAUGUAAACGGUUGUAACAAUGUUGUUGGAUAUGACUAUUUCACACCCAGCGAGAGGACUAGAGUAGUAACUGAAUUCUUCAGCACUACCGCUGGUGCCGUUCGGAUUUAAAAUGAUCUGGCUGAGUGGUGCAGAUAGCUCAGUGGCUGGGUGUGCUCAGGCUAUGAGAUGUAUGGUGUUCACCACUAGAUAGGAGUGGUUCGUUUGAUGUCGAGACGGCCCGUGAGGUGGGGACACUACGCAGAAUUUCUCCUCUACACAGGCCCAAGAUUCCACAUUUCCAACCCCUGAUAUUGCCACAGCUCCUGCAGAUCCGUCUUGAUCCGAUCUGAGACAAUAAAACCCUUCCAAUGCACUUGAUCCAAGAUUUUCCAAAUUCUGCGCCUCUGGUCAGAAUUUUUGGUGUGGGACCCUGCUAAUCGUAGAGGAAAGAGAAGCAUGACACCC